GAGGUGGGUGCUUUUUGCGGAGGUUUGGUGUCUCAGUGGGUCUGGGUAAGGGGAGUCUACGGCAUGUGUGUGCAUUAAAAGUGGAGAGGCGGUGGGCGUCUUAGUUACACCGAGAUCAAAGAGAGGUAGCAAGAGUGGAAGUGACCGGCUCAGAGUCGUCUGACAGACAUUGGAGACUGGGGAGGGUCUUGAGAGAGGUGCUGGGGAGAUUAAAGACGAGCGGGCACAUCUGUUUAGGGGGGGAGAGAAAGGAAGGACUAACAGACACUUGGACGGAGGGGGUGGGGGCGUGUUACCACGAGGGUCCACACAAAGCAGCCUGACAUCUCGGAGUCUUUGAGGACGAGGAAGCGGACGGGAAGUAAAGAAGAGGGGGGGGUAUCUUCAGCAAGUCGUCAACAUGGCAAUCCAACUCAUGCCUGAAUCUGCUGUCUGUCUUCUCAUGAUGACGGAGGGGAGGCGGUGUCAGGUCCACCUCCUGGACGACAGGAAGUUGGAGCUUCUUGUCCAGCCCAAGCUCAUGGCGAAGGACCUGCUGGAUCUGGUGUCCUCCCACUUCAACCUCAAGGAGAAGGAGUACUUUGGCAUCUCCUACACAGACGAGACGGGCCAUUUCAGCUGGCUGCAGUUGGACCGGAGGGUUCUAGAACACGAGUUCCCCAAGAAGUCUGGACCCAUAGUGCUCUUCUUCUGUGUCAGGUUCUACAUAGAAAGCAUAUCCUACCUGAAGGACAAUGCCACCAUCGAAUUGUUCUUUCUCAAUGCAAAGUCCUGCAUAUACAAGGAGCUCAUCGAGGUCGACAGCGAGGUCGUCUUCGAGCUGGCCUCCUAUAUUGUUCAGGAGGCUAAAGGAGAUUAUCUCAGUAAUGACGUGACAAGGGGAGACCUGAAGAAGCUUCCGGCAUUGCCGACUCAGGCCCUGAAGGAACAUCCCUCCCUGGCCUACUGUGAGGACAGAGUGAUAGAACACUACAAGAAACUCACUGGACAGUCCAGGGGCCAGGCCAUCGUCAAUUAUAUGAGCAUCAUAGAGUCUCUGCCCACAUAUGGAGUGCAUUACUAUGCGGUCAAGGAUAAGCAGGGGAUCCCUUGGUGGCUGGGUCUGAGCUACAAAGGCAUCUUCCAGUACGACUACCAGGACAAGGUCAAACCCAGGAAGGUGUUUCAAUGGCGUCAGCUGGAGAACCUCUACUUCCGAGAGAAGAAGUUUUCGGUGGAAGUACAUGAUCCCAGGAGUAGGGCGUCUGUGACUAGGAGGACGUUUGGGCACAGUGGCAUCGCCGUGCACACCUGGUACGCCUGCCCCGCCCUCAUCAAGUCCAUCUGGGCCAUGGCCAUCAGCCAACACCAGUUUUACCUGGACCGCAAGCAGAGCAAGUCAAAGAUCCAUGCAGCUCGGAGUCUGAGUGAGAUCGCCAUCGACCUGACCGAGACUGGCACCCUGAAGACUUCCAAACUAGCCAACAUGGGCAGCAAGGGCAAGAUCAUCAGUGGUAGCAGCGGGAGCCUGCUCUCCUCGGGCUCCCAGGAGUCGGACAGCUCCCAGACAGCUAAGAAGGACAUGCUGGCAGCCCUGAGGGCUAGACAGGAUGCCCUGGAGGACACACUGAAGCAGAGGAUGGAGGAACUCAAGAACAUCUGCAUCAGAGAGGCCGAGCUCACAGGGAAGCUUCCUAAGGAGUAUCCCCUAGACCCUGGGGAGGAGGCCCCCACUAUCAGAAGGAAGAUCGGCACCGCCUUCAAACUGGACGAACAGAAGAUCCAGCCCAAGGGAGAGGAGGAGGAGCUGGAGCGCUUGGAGCGGGAGUUCGCCAUCCAAUCCCAGAUCACCGAGGCGGCCCGGCGAUUGGCCAGCGACCCCCAUGUGAGCAGUAAGAAGCUGAAGAAGCAGAGGAAGACGUCGUACCUGAACGCUCUGAAGAAGCUGCAGGAGAUCGAGAACUCCAUCAACGAGCACCGUGUCCGCUCCGGCAAGAAGCCUACUCAGAGAGCCUCCCUUAUCAUCGAGGAAGCCAACAUCGGCUCAGAGGACAGCUCACUGUCUGACGCGCUGGUCUUAGACGACGACGACUCCCAGGUGACAGGGACCCCCACCUUCUCCCCGGUGGCGUCCCCCCACAAGGGCCUGCCCCCGCGGCCUCCCUCCCACAGCCGGCCCCCUCCCCCGCAGUCCCUGGAGGGCCUGCGGCACCUGCACUACACACGGCAGGACUACGACAAGUCCCCCAUCAAGCCCAAGAUGUGGAGCGAGUCGUCGCUGGACGAGCCGUACGAGAGGGUCAAGAAGCGCUCCUCCCAGUCCAGUCACAGGCGUUUCCCCAGCUCUGGGAGCGCGGAGGCCGGGGGCAGUAACUCUCUCCAGAGCAGUCCCAUUAGGAGCCUUCCUCUCUGGAACUCCCAGUCCAGCAUGCCCUCCACCCCCGACCUGAGGACCAGGGCCCCGCACUACGUACACUCCACCAGAUCUGUGGACAUCAGUCCUACUCGUCUACACAGUCUGGCUCAGCACUUUAGGAACCGGAGCUCCAGCCUGGAGUCCCAGGGGAAGCUGCUGGCCUCCGACCCUGACACACACACACACACUGUGGGACCGCUGGGCAGCCCCGACUUCUUCCUGGCCCCAGGGACACGCCACUCCAACGGCUCGGACCCCCUGGACGACUGCUCGUCCUGCACCAGCCAGAGCAGCUCGGAGCACUACUACCCCCCAGGGCCCCUGGCGCCCGGCAGCAACCCCAACUACUCCACCCUGGGGGAGGACUCCUCCUCCAAGGCCCGGCAGAGGCAGAGGCACAGGUCGGCGGGUCACCUGGGCUCCUCCAACUCCGGCUCCAUGCCCAACCUGGCGGCUAAGAACGGCUGCGGCGCGGGCGGCGGGAGCACCGGAGGAGGGGGCCACCACGGGGUGUACCUCCACAGCCAGAGCCAGCCCUCGUCCCAGUACCGCAUCAAGGAGUACCCCCUGUACGUGGAGGGCAGUCCCAACCCCGUGGUGGUGCGCAGCCUCGAGAGCGACCAGGAGGGCCACUACAGUGUCAAGGCCCAGUUCAAGACCUCCAGCUCCUACACUGCCGGCGGCCUGUACAAGGAGACCUGGGGGGGCGAGGAGGGCGGCGAGGGCAGUGGCAGGCUCACCCCCUCUCGCUCCCAGAUUGUACGGACUCCCUCGCUGGGGCGAGACGGGGGAGGAGGAGGAGGGGGCAGGGCGGCGGUGUCGGACGAGCUGCGCUGCUGGUACCAGAGGUCCUCGGGGAGCCUGAAGGAGAGGGCCCACUCACACUCUGGGUCCAACGCCUCGGACGGAGGCUCGCUGCAGGGCACGCUGGGACACGGGCGAGGGAGCAGGGUGGGCACGCUCGCCAAGGGCUCACCAGCAGCGUCUCCUCACAGCCAGAGGAGUAUGACCCCCUCCAGUGAACUGACAGCCACUCCCACCCCUCCCUGCAGCCCACAACAUAUCCUCAACUGGCAGAGCGGGUCGUUCAACGACAGCUGUUUCCUCGGCAGCCCCCUGUGUUCAGAGCUGGCAGACGUGCAGUGGUACGGACACGACAAGGCCAAACCUGGAACCCUGGUCUGAGAAACCCCGCCCCCCCUCCUCCUCCUCCCCCGCCCCCCCCCCCCCCCCCCCCCCACAUGCAAACACACACUCGACUGCCCUCCAACCAUCCAGCUCCACAAAUCAACAACCUCCACCCCAGCCCACCACUGUGCUCUGACUAGACUGACCAUAAAACAGAUGUACACCCCCUCCCCCCCCCUCCCCUGUUACCAUAUAGCUGUCCACGCUCCUCUCCCUCUGCUGGGACUUUGCCUCGGAGCAGCCAACCAAUGGGAAACCAGAGCCUCAGCUCCUGAACUUUGACCUUGAACCCAGCACCAGAGCUUGUGUACUCCUCAUAACCCAGACACAGAGACUUGGCUAAGGGGAGGGGAAAAUAGAGCACACACACAGACAAAUAGACUACUUCCAAUAUCCCAUAUUCAUACCCAAACCCCAACCCUGACUGUAGUGACUGUCAGUACUGCCAGCCAAUCAGAAGAUACUUGAUGGAUUUGAGCCCCACCCCCUAAUUCGGACUAAUGUUUGGGGCGAAGUACAUUUCUUUGUUCUGUUGUUGCCAUUUUUCUUUUCUGUUCAUUUCUCCUUUCGUUUUCUGUACAAACAAAAAGAUAGCAUCACUGAAGACAGACUCUUCUUAGCACUAUCAGAUAAUGAAUUUGUUAUUUGUGAACUCAGAUUAUCCUGCAAGAAACAAACCCGAUUCUAAUUCCAAAACAUAACUGUCUUGGUCACAGCCAGAGAUCCACUAACUGGACAGUCCUGUCUCAGUGCCAGUCCCAGGACUGGUUCUCAGCAUAGGCUGGUGCUCAGCAUAGGCUAACUUGGAACUCUGGCUCAUGCUGGGGAGUACUCAGACCCCUACUGUGCUGGGAGUGGACACCAUGACUGGGCCUCCAGGAACGGAGAUGAGGGCCAGAAUCUGCUCCUCCCUGGGCCAGAAUCUGCACCUCCCUGGGCCAGAAUCUGCUCCUCCCUGGGACAGAAUCUGGUCCUCCCUGGGCCAGAAUCUGCUCCUCCCCGGCCAGGGGUCACAUGUUGUCAGGGUGUAGGAGUGGGAUAGGGCUGGAGAGGAAAAGGACGUUCCCUCAGUCUGCCUGUGAUGCAGGAAACACGAGCCCCCCAUUCCACAGCUCAACAUAGGGAUCAACAGUUAUUCCGUAACAAUCAAGGCCGAUCUGGAGGAAUGAAACAUUCUCUAUUUUUUCAUAAUUAGAUUUUUAGAUUGGCCCGGGUGAAAUGUGAAAGCCAAUCCUCGGCUGGUGCGUUCAGCAGUGUGUGCCUCUCUUUCAUCUCGUCCCUCACUUUCUGGUCCAAGCUGUUGGAGGGCUGACCUCCCAUCGCACUGUGUGGCUGUCAGCGCAACACGUAUGGUGGGAGGAGAGUCCAUGUGUUUGUUCCUUUGCAUGGCUCUCUCUGUCUGGCCCACCCCCGGUAUUGGUUUCUUCCCUCUGCGACAGCCAGCAGAUCAGGGUAGCAGACUGGAGGUUCAGAGGCCAACCUUAAACCCCCCCGGAGCGCCCUCUGGAGAGCGCUUAGUCAUGGAAGAUAGACAUCUCACGAGGAAAGCUCUCGUGUUGCAGAUCUCUCCAUCUCAAAGAGGCGUCUGUGUUUUGUAUGAUGUUCUUGUAGCUAUGCUGUUCUAGCUGUACUACUCAGAUUUACUGUUAACCAUCCAACACAGGCCAGGCCGUGGUUUUAGACUGUCAUAUUUUUGCUCAAACCUCCUCUCUCUUUCUCCCAAAACAUUGUUCUUUCAGCAGUGCCAUCUAUGUUUUGUACUGUAUCCCGGUAAUUCCCAUGAACUUCAAAUCUGAGAAUGCUCUUACAGUAGUCAAGCAGGAAGUGCUCAGGAUCUGACAAGUCAUCAGACCAGAGUUAAGGAGCUUGAAGACAUGUCUCUUAAAUGGACCAGUUAAACUCCUGAGUCAACUGAACCAGGUUUUUGUGUCAACAAAUAAAGGUUUUAAAUCUUAA
Molecule: messenger RNA, 5539 nt
Organism: Hypomesus transpacificus
Lineage: Eukaryota; Metazoa; Chordata; Actinopteri; Osmeriformes; Osmeridae
Gene: frmd4a
Product: FERM domain containing 4A
Exons: 24
Coding region: 401-3580 (1059 amino acids)
Biological process (GO): establishment of epithelial cell polarity
Cellular component (GO): adherens junction; cytoskeleton; bicellular tight junction
Source: RefSeq, a predicted model, not a curated record